AAUGGUGAAUGGUGUUGUUGUUCAUGAGGUUGUAUUAAUACGAUGUCGUUUGUCUGCUCAAUUUGUAGCUCCCCAUGGAUGAUGAUUCAUUGAACAUGCCCAAUUGGGGAUACUAUGAGGCCUCGUUUAAAGGCCAUCUUGGCCUGCAGCUCAUGACAAGCAUGGGUGAGCGUGACACGAAACCUUUUAUACCCGGGCGUGAUCCUCCAGUCAUGGUUAGCGCCAAUGGAUAUCAUCCACGGGAUUGUGUUGUACAGGAUGCUCCUGUUCCGAUGAGCAACUAUAUGAGGGAGAGUUGGAUUAGCCAGAGGGAUAAGUUUCUCACUAUGAUGCCGGCCAAUCCUAAUUAUGGUGUUAUCCCGGAAACUUCAGCCGCACAGCACGCCAUGCAGAUCUUACAACCACCACCUGAUAUAUCAAGGGAUGAGAGGGUGAACAGAAUGGAAGAGCCAGUUGUCCACAAGGAAGGUGGCCCUUCAAAGAAAAGGCAGAAUGGUGGUGCCCCGAAAGCCCCAAAGGUGAAGAAGCCAAGGAAGCCAAAGGAUAAUAGCAACCCUGCGGUUCCACGUGUGAAGCCCGCAAAAAAGAGUUUCGAAGUUGUCAUAAACGGAAUUCCUUUGGACAUUUCUGGCAUUUCAAUUCCAGUUUGCUCUUGUACGGGAACUCCCCAACAGUGUUAUCGGUGGGGCUGUGGUGGUUGGCAAUCCGCCUGUUGCACUACAAAUGUGUCUAUGUAUCCUUUGCCAAUGAGCACUAAACGGCGAGGUGCUAGGAUAGCUGGAAGAAAAAUGAGUCAAGGUGCUUUUAAAAAGGUAUUGGAGAAGCUUGCAAGUGAAGGUUAUAACUUUGCUAAUCCAAUUGAUUUGAGGACUCACUGGGCAAGACAUGGUACGAACAAGUUUGUCACAAUCAGGUAAAGUUGCUCUGGUCGGUGCCAUUAGUGGAGAUUCCAUUGCAUUUGUUCUGAUUCACCUGUAUAUAUUUCUGUGGCAAUUUGCAGAGAUCUAUCAGUUAAUUGUAGUCCUUGAGUUUCUGUCUUGACUGUAUACUUAGAAUUUCGAAUUGUUCUUUUGUUUAUGUUGUAAUUUCGGCUAUGUGAUAAGAGCAGAUUUUUCUGGCCCCAGGAUUAUGC
Molecule: messenger RNA, 1132 nt
Organism: Fragaria vesca subsp. vesca
Lineage: Eukaryota; Viridiplantae; Streptophyta; Magnoliopsida; Rosales; Rosaceae
Product: protein BASIC PENTACYSTEINE1-like
Exons: 1
Coding region: 75-917 (280 amino acids)
Biological process (GO): response to ethylene
Cellular component (GO): nucleus
Molecular function (GO): DNA-binding transcription factor activity; sequence-specific DNA binding
Source: RefSeq, a predicted model, not a curated record